Messenger RNA from Schistosoma turkestanicum, 2904 nucleotides. Lineage: Eukaryota; Metazoa; Platyhelminthes; Trematoda; Strigeidida; Schistosomatidae. The record is from the annotation of a GenBank genome assembly.
GAAAGUUUGGGUCCUACCGCGGUGUUUUGAAAUGUAUUCGUUACAACGUUGUUAGGAUGGUUUCUUACUUAAUAAAUUAUGAUAUCGACGAUAUCCAUACAAUGCAUGGUUAUUUGUUACGUAUUUACUUGUGUGUUGGUAGCUAUGCAGAUAUAUUUUCUGCUUUAUGUACAUAUUUCCGAAAGUCCCACUUUAUCUAUUGUCGAAACACCAGUUCGUUACAAUGAGACUUUUAAACAGUCUGAAUUAGUAAAUUGUCUGCGUAAUAAUGAAUUUGUUUGGAGUGCUUACAACCGUACACGUUCUGAUAGGUGCAAGCAAGUAUUCGUUGGUGUAGGUUGUUCUCCUGUCACGUACAAAAGCUUUUCUAGUAGCUUUUGUCAUGUUCAAGGUAACCUUGGUGAGCAGCCAUCCUUCCUAGGCUGUUUCCUCAUCGAUCACCGUGAACUUAUCUCCGUCAAGUCAAGUGAAUAUAAGGAUGAAAAGGAUUGUCUGAGUAUAUGUCGUUCGCUAGGUGUGACGUAUUCAUGGUUAGGUCCUAGCCAUACAUGCUGGUGUAUGAUGCGGUUACCAAACGGAUCACGGAACAUCCCUCUUUCUCAAUGCAGCAUCACUUGUACUCUUGAAGAACACGAAAUCGCUUCAACUGAUAGUUCAUUUUGUCCUGACCCAGUCCCAGUCCGAGUCUAUGCGACUAAAGCGAGUCCCCCUUGGCAUCCUAUUCCUCUUUCUCUUAAGUCUGGCCUUAUCGAUCUGCUGUUGUCGAGACCAGUAAGGAUAGUCUAUCUUCUUGUCUGGAAUGGAAGGAGUUGGACACAUAUCCGUCGAAUGUUCGAACUAAUAUACAGCACUCGACAUUAUUAUUACAUUCAUGUGGAUGCGCGAUGUGAUUAUCUGUACACAAAGGUUAAGUCUUUUAUUGAGAAUUAUCCGUCAAAUAUCUACUUGACAUCUACUCGAUUUUCACCAAUAUGGGGUGGGCAAAGUCUACUUGAUAUGUUCUUAUCAUCAUUGAAAGAUUUAUCCACUAAUAUGAGUGAUUGGGAAUGGGACUUCGUGAUUAAUCUGAGUGAAAGCGAUAUGCCUAUUAGACCUAAUCAUGAACUAGUUACCUAUUUGAGCCACAAUCGUGAUAAAAUCUUCCUACGCUCAUUUAGUCAUACUGGGCAAAGUUUCUUAAGAAAUCAAGGUUUUGGUCAGUUAUUCCUUGAAUGUGAUUCAUAUGUAUGGCACCUAGGUGAGCGAUCGAUCCCAUCUGGAAUUAUUUUAGACGGUGGUUCUGACUGGAUGAUACUACCCAAAAUAUUUGUGGAUUACGUUAUUUAUAGUGAGGCUAAUUUAUUACGUGAUAUCAAAGAAUACUUUCGCUAUAGUUUACUACCGGUUGAGAGUUUCUUUCAUACCGUUGCACAAAACACCCAUUUUUGCACCUCAGUUAUCAAUCAUUAUCUACGGUUUAUCAAUUGGAAAAGACCACAAGGUUGUGGAUGUAAAUAUGGCAGUGUGGUUGAUUGGUGUGGUUGUUCUCCACUUACAUUAAACGGACCGAAAGAUGCAAAAUUUUUAUGUGAAUUAACUGGCAAAUGUUUAAAACCAGAUUACAGAUUACAACCAUUAUUUUUCGCUCGCAAAUUCGAUUCAACUAUUGAUCUGGGGAUAAUAAAUUUUGUCAUAUAUAAAUUAUUAGAGCGUUACGAUCUAACAGCUAACGUACAUAAUGAUAACUUUUAUUUGGAAAAUAUCUACUCCAAAGAGGAGAACUCAUUAGCAGAUAAUUCACAUCAAAACACAGUGUAUUUAGCUUUGAAGUGUUUAUCAAAAAAACUGAUGUUUCAAUUAAUACGAAAUUAUAAUUACGAUCCUGAUUUACUCUAUGUACAAUCAUCGUUGUUAAAUAGUUUUGCAUUGUUCAAUGCAACAGGUUGGGAAGAAUUUGAUCAUAAUCCAUCGAACGAGCUAUUGAAUACAUGGGUUAACAAAAGGAAUAUUGUACCGCCGUUAGUAAUACAAAUUCAAUUGACAAAAUUUAUGAAUUUGAGUAGCAUUAACAAUAAAGACCAUGUUCUCUUAGAAUUCUUAAUACAUCCACCAUCACUUAGUUUCACUACUGUAAAUACUGCUGAUGACUUAUUACCCGGUGAUAUUGGUUUUCUAGAAAUCAGUUCAAAUUUCGAUGUUAAAGAACAGAUAUUUCGUAAUUAUCCACGUCUCCUAACCUUACAAGAAACUCUAACUAUUUUGGUAUUAUGGAAGGGAAAUUCUGAUCAUAAAACAUACAAAACUUCAGUUGUAUUCACUUUAAUCAAUCCUUUAGGUAUUCCAUGUUCAAACCAACUCACAUUGCCCCUUAUACAAAAUGAACACACUGUUUGGUCGUUGGCUAUGCCAGAAUUAUAUAUCACUACGAGUUUACUCAAAAACACAAUUCUAAUGAAUUGUGUGCAGAAGCGUGUUGAUAUUGUUUCUGGUGAAUGGAAUAUUAUUGCUGCUACUUCAAGUGGGAAAAUUAGUCGUGUCAAAUUUGUUCUACUUGACCCAUUAAAGCUUAGCCAAUCGUUGAAACAUCCUCACAGAUUAUUGGUAGACAAAAAAUUGUUCGAUUCAGAGUCCUGGGACUCUAUUCAACUGACUGACUUUUGUGUAAUACAACAAUCGACUAAAACAGAGUCAAAUUCAUUGUAUAUUAAUAAAACUAAUGAUAAUAUUGUUCGCAUUUCCAACAGUUUUUCAAAUUAUUUUCACCAGGAUUGUACCAAUGUUCAAUGGAGUUCCUUUUUUGAACAUUCUCAUUUGUAAUCCAUUGUUAUGCGUGAAUUUUCGAUCAAAUCCUCUUUCUUUUUUUGUAAAUACUUAUAAUUUAGCUCUAAAUAUAUUCACAUUUUUUCAAAUAGUUCACUGUUUGGG